Messenger RNA from Equus caballus (horse), 9046 nucleotides. It is a transcript of the gene LCORL, whose product is annotated as ligand dependent nuclear receptor corepressor like. Lineage: Eukaryota; Metazoa; Chordata; Mammalia; Perissodactyla; Equidae. The record is from RefSeq and is a predicted model, not a curated record. Gene Ontology annotation, molecular function: DNA binding. Gene Ontology annotation, cellular component: nucleus. Gene Ontology annotation, biological process: regulation of transcription by RNA polymerase II.
GAGAUCUCUUCGCCCUGGAAACUGCAAUCACUGCGGAUCUCUCUCUGGAUAUUUGGCAGUUUAUUUCAGAUGCAGCCGAAUGACCCGCUUGCUGUUUCCCUGCAGUAGCAAGAUGACCGUGACCCCCAAAAGUUUCCAGCACUUAAAGCACACAGCGCAGCCUGAAGCCGCAAGGGGCCGACAACUCUUGCGGCUUCCCCCGCCCUUCUAUUGCGGAGCCUAGGAAAGCUAGGUCGGAACGCGGGCCACGCACACUCCUGGGCGCAGGGAAUUGGAGGCUAAACCCACAGGCAGCGCUGCGCAGAGAAGUCAAAGGCCAGUCUGCAAGUCGAAGCGUGUGAGGAGCACUGAAGAGUGCCCAUCCCUGCUAUACUACAAGGACCGGCAUGCACCGCGCCGCGGCGGCAAGUCCCACUUCGAGACCCCGACGCAACGAAGCCUGGGAAGUGAAGUCUCUGGGCGUCCCGAGUCGCGUCGCGAAGGCAGAAGGGAGGCGUUGCUAGUCCGCUCCAUUAGCACGCCGGUUCCUGGCCGGGCUCCGAGCCUCUCGCUCCCGCUCUGGGUUUUCGCGGGCGGCGGGAGCAGUAUGGCUCGCUUGAGUAAACUCCGGAGGGAGGGGGGAGAGGGGAGUGGAUGGGGAGGCGGGGUCAGCGGAAGCGGCAGGUUGCUUCCUUCUCCUCUCGCUCCCUCCCCGCCUCUCCCUGAGGGAGCGGUGGGAGGGGGAGGGAAGGGCAGAGGGAAGGUAGUGACACGUGUCAAUCAACCCCCCUCCGGGGGGCGCGCGCUCCGGGGCUCGCGCCGAGGGCUCGCGCCCCUGCCUCGUGCCUGCGCCGCUCGUAUGUAAAUGAGGGCGCGUGACGCGGGACGCAGAUGGACAAGGGAAGAGAGAGAAUGGCCGCUGCCGCCGCCGCUGCUGCCGCCGCCGCCGCCGCCGCCGCUGCUCAGUGCCGGAGCCCUCGGUGCGCGGCGGAGAGGAGAGGAUUCCGGCGGGAACUCGACUCUUGGCGCCACCGUCUCAUGCACUGUGUAGGUUUUGAGAGUAUUUUAGAAGGGCUUUAUGGACCACGGCUACGAAGAGACCUCAGUUUAUUUGAAGACUGUGAACCAGAAGAGCUGACUGACUGGUCUAUGGAUGAAAAAUGUUCAUUUUGUAACCUACAGAGAGAAGCAGUCAGUGAUUGUCUACCAUCUCUUGAUUCUUCACAGUCAACACCAACAGAGGAACUAUCAUCUCAGGGCCAGUCCAACACUGAAAAGAUUGAAUGCCAAGCAGAAAGUUACCUAAAUGCACUCUUUCGAAAGAAAGAUCUUCCUCAGAACUGUGAUCCUAACAUUCCCCUAGUUGCUCAGGAAUUAAUGAAAAAGAUGAUACGUCAGUUUGCAAUUGAGUAUAUUUCAAAAAGUGGUAAAAUUCAAGAGAAUAGAAAUGGUUCAAUUGGACCAAGUCUAAUAUGUAAAAGUAUUCAAAUGAAUCAAGCAGAAAACUCCCUUCAGGAAGAACAGGAAGGCCCCUUAGACCUCACUGUGAAUCGAAUGCAAGAACAAAAUACUCAGCAAGGGGAUGGAGUGUUAGAUCUCUCUACAAAGAAAACCAGCAUAAAAUCUGAAGAGUCAUCCAUAUGCGAUCCUUCUUCUGAAAAUUCAGUGGCUGGUUCAACUGUUGAUCCAAAGUCAGAGGAAGCUACUAAAAUGGAAAAAAGAAAAUCAGCAUUAAGCAAAGUUUUGGAAUCUUUGUGCAUACAUCACCAGCAACAAGUUUUGGCUAUGUUGAAAUUUCUAGUCCAAGAGCAGAAUGCUGCUUCUCUUUGUUGUUGUAAUACGUCAUAUACUGUGUCUUCAGAAUCUCAAAAGCCCCUGAGUGAAGAUGAUUUACUUGGUCUGUUCUGUAGUUGUGAAUAUAGGCUGGCAGAAAGAGGGUGUUUACAAAAUGAAAGAAAAAGCCCUGGUUUUAUGCCUCUGCCAGUCUGUAUCAAAGAUUUACAUUGUUUAUCUUGCCAAACUGUAACUGUUGAACACAUUAAGACAGUAGUGAGUAGAGGAAUUGGAAACAGUUAUCAUUCUCACAGGUGCUGUUCUGGACUCUUACCAAACAUUCACUCUACAAAAUCAGGCUUUCACACUCCUCUUCCAUCAAGGGAAGUAUGUGACGUUUCAGUCAGUCUUAAAGACGUUUGUAGAUCUCGAAGUCCCUCACCUCCACCAUUAUCACCUGUACAGACUGAAGGAUUUGAAAAAUUGAAAGACGUCAUCUCAGAGCUUUCAGCCUUAGAAAAUAACAGACUUGAAGCAAACAUGAACCAACCUCCAUCUCUCACACCAGCAGAAGUAAGCAAUGACAAGGGUGACCACGAAAGUAAAAUACAUAAAACUGAGAAAUUCGGUAACUCAGAUUCUUCACUCUUGGAAGACAGCAAUAAUUGUACUACAAAUCAUGAAAAAGGGGAAACUACUGUAAUUUUUCAAGAUUUAAUGGAUCGUAUUAAUGAAAAAUUAAAAUCAAUAGAAACCACAGAUAUGACAAACCUUAUAAAAUUAUCUAGCAGUGAUUGUAAUACCGAUAAUGAUUUAAAAUUGAGAGAUUUAAUAACCUCUCUCUUGCAUAAUGCAAAGGCCAGUGAUUACAGUUUUAUGGAAUUACUUAGUCAACAUGAUAAAAAGGUAGAAAAUAAAAUUAUUCAGACAAGAUUUCGAAAACGUCAAGAAACUUUAUUUGCAAUGCACAACUCUCCUGAUUCACCCAUGUUUAGAAGGCAGUCUUUACAGAUAAAAAGAGAACUUGCUAGUCUUGAUGAAAAUUUUAUAAGGAAAAAAUACACUGAAAAAAAUUCAAGGAAAUUGAUGUGCAAUGGUGAGAUAUCUUCAAUGGACAAAGAAGAAUUCUAUCAUUGCCAAUCACCUUUACAAAAUUCUAGAAGCCUUCAAGAAAACAGUCAUGCAGAAACAUCGUUUUCACCAGAUGAUACAUUACAAUCAUUGCAACUACCUCUUCAUAGUUUAGAAACUAACUUCGCUUUUGAUGCUUUUUCAGAAAGCUUUAAGACAACUUCUCAUGAGAAAACGAGCAUACGAAAAUCACAGGAGAAAUCUGCAGCUGGAAAAAUUUUUUUGCAAAAUCAUAAGGAGAACCCAAAAUUAGAGACUACUCAAACUCCUUUGAAAAGUGAUGUUCCAGGACUUUUGAGUAGGGCUAAACGGAAUAUUGUGCCUCCAGGGUGGUAUUCUAUAUACGUAACAAAUAAUUAUGUUUUCAAAAACUCCCCUAAGGCCAAAAAAGUUUCUGGAUCUACAAAAAAAAAGGAUCCAGUGAAAAACAUUCAGGUUGAAAGCCCACACAAUAUAGAUCUAAAUAAAAUUGCAAUGAAUUCUAAUUUACAAGUAGUUGUGGAGCGUUUGGAGGAUACAAUAAAUAUGGCCAAAAAGUCUUGGAAUAACCAGUCGUUAUCAGAAGGAUUUAAAGCACCCAAGAAGUUGAUAGAAAUUGAUGGUAAAGAUCAAAAUCCUGGUAGAAAUAUGACUCUUACUGUAAGCAGAAUGACAUGCAAAGAACAGAGUUUAUCAAAAGCUGUUGUAGCAUCCAGCAACUUGAUUAGAAGCAGUCAUAUACCUACAAUAGAUUUGAAUAACAAAAAACUUGGUAAUUUGAAAAAGUCAUCUAUUUUAGAUACUAGUAGCCUGAUUUCCAGUGUUGAAGAUGUACCAACAAAAUAUGAAGCCAUUGAGAGCUCUUUUUCCAACUAUUCUAGUCCUAUCAAACUUAUGUUGUUAUCUGAGGUUAAAAGCAGUGAAGGAGUCAAAUAUACUUUAACUUCAGUUGGUACUUCUGAAUCAAAUAUUGAUCUUCCUUCUGAAAAACAUCCAACUCAUCAUGUAAUUGAAAAAAAAACAGAAACAAAUAAGGAUAUCUCAAAUGGUAACUUGGAAAAUUAUAGUUCUGGUCUUAAUGAUUGUGACACUCUACAGGGAGAACUAAAAUGUAAUUGUGCAAAAGAAACUGCAGAAUCCUGUGCAAUGUUUAUAGAUGAUAUGAAUAAUGGUAAGACACAAGAAGAACCUAAGGAAAACUCAAGCAGUGCUGUUGAUUCAUCUUUUAAAAGAAAACCAGGUAGACCUAAGAAAAUAGGUCCCCAGGUUGUGAAACAGAUUAAGCGGCCAAUUGGAAGACCACCAAAACCUAAAACUGAUCAAACAGACAUCACUAUUUGCCAAAAUGAGUCCUUCAGUGCUAGAAAGAAAAGCCCAGAAUCUCUCAUAUCAGAAGUAAAAGAAGGUAUUUAUAAGAAGAGUAUUACAGUUACUGUUAUUUAUGGAAGGUCAAGAAGAACUAAAAGACAUGUUUCUGAAGGGAGUGUAAACAUAAGCAAUGUUAUGUCUUUAAACAAUAAUGUUGCUGAUUUUCCAGCUGAAUAUAGUGGUCUCAGAAAUAUUAGAGAAUACGAAAUUGACUCGGGUGAAAGAAUUAAUGCUGUUUCCAGUUUGACUACUGAAAGUGAGAUCUUGGGGUCUGGCUUUGAAUAUGUCAGACCUAUCAAGAACAAAUCUGUGAUACCUCAACUUUCCAAGAACAUCACUCGACCAAAUCAGAAGCCUUUGGCAAUAAUUAGGAAGCCUGGUAGACCUGCAAAAGUGAAAAUCUCUGGCAUAUCUGUGACUAUUAAUAGAAUUUCACCUCAGGAGAGAGAAGUAAGUAUUAGCAGCUGCUUACCUCCUUUAGAACAAGAGAAUAUAUUAGAAAAAAAGCUGCCUGAAGAAAAGUAUGAUCACCAAUGCAAGAAGAUCGAUACAAGGCACACGGAAACUGACAUAUUUAAGAAGGGAUCAAAAAGCAUGGUUGCUACUAUACCAUUGAGACAUUCUAUUAGGAAUAGGAAACCAUCUCUGCAUUUCUUACAUUCAUUAGCAUCUUCUAGCUCACUAAUUUAUAGAAAUACUCUGCUCCAUAAAUCAUAUAAACUCCAUUUGCAGAAAGGUAAAAGUCAGAAGGAAAAACAUAGGCAGUCAAGGAUAAAAAUAGCUUCCAAGUGUGCCCCAGGAGCUAGAAAUUCAAGGAAUGCAAAAAGGUGUUUGGAAGAUAAGUUACUACCCAUUUCUGAAGUAUCCUUGGACCCCAUCAUUUCAUCAAACCCUUUGCUCAGAUGGUGGGCUGCUUCUACUUCCAAUGAUUCCUUAUUAGAAGAAUUAAACAAUAGAUUUGAGCAAAUAACAAAUGCUUGGGUGCAAGUGAGUGGAGAUGAAGCUGAAAAUUGUGUUCAUAAAAGAAGAGAACACAUUGACAAGGAUAGUUUCAAAAUAGCAAACCCUUUGGAAACCUGUCUUUUAGAACUUGAAGUUUCACCUGUAAAAAUGCUUUUUCGGAAAAAGUAUGAUUUAAAUGAACUCUGUACCUGGUUUAUGCAAACAACAGAAACACAGUCUCUUUCACUAGUUAGAAAAGCAAAUGCUCGAAACCCUUUGGAAGUAAUAAAUACCAGAGGAAUUAAAUUAAGGACCAAAUAUUCUGAUUUUAGUACCAGCCCCUUCAGAAAGCACUUUAAAAAAUUUGCACUAUCUUCUCCUUCAAAAUCAGCAGGGAAGUUGCAUAUACUGCAUAAAAUGGUUAGCUCUCCAAUCUUAAAUGUGAAGAAUAAUUUAACACUAGCUAGAUUAAAAAGAACUGAGUUUAAGAGGUUGCAGCAUGAAAGGUGGAGAAGAGAGGGGAAACUGCUCAACCAAGGAACAGUGGAUUGGAUCUCCAAAAGGAGGAACUUGAGAUUUUUCUGCCAGAACCAAUUUUUAAAUAAGACUGAGGGGGGAACAAAUGCUGACAUCCCACUCCAAGGAAAAAACACAGUAGAUAAUCAGUUUAUUUUACCACCUGAGAUCAGGGAUGACUUUUUGCAACAAAGGGUGGCAAUGUCUGAGUUCAAAACACAUGCUAGAUUAGAGAAUAAAUUUAAGUCAGAAGCAAAGGAGAAUGGAACAAAUUACAGUCAAAAAGAUUUUGAAAAGGGACUAAGACUAGGAAAUGUAUGUUCAAAUAAUUGGAGAUCAAAAACCUUAAAAGAUUGUAGAAUAUUUUUGAGGAAGAUCAACUAUCUUGAACACAGAAAUACUUUUAAGUUAAAUACAAUAAUUUACUCUCCUGAAUCUAUUGACAGUGGAAAUAAUCGUCAGACUCAUAUAGAAGAAUCGAGGCGCUUUACCUUAAGAUCCCAUUCUGCUAGGCAAAAUUCUUUCAAAAAGCAAUCUAAAGAAAUAGAAAAUGCUAAAGCAAAUAGUCCUUCAACUGAAAAAUUUCCUGACCAACUUGACAAUAGUAAAUUAAAUAAAUGUAUUAACUAUGACAAGAAUCCUUCUGAUAGUUCCGAAGUUCUUAGCAAAUUGAACAAAAGAAAAAGACCACCAUGGAAGACCACAGAAAUGUCAACAAAAAGACAUAAACGACAGUCUUGCAACAGUGGACAAAUGGCAAACUAUUAUUCAAAAUCCCAACUAGCAUGCUACAAAUGAAAACUGAUGAGAAACUGAAUUUGUCUGAUGGGAAUACAGCAAGUUGCCCUUUGAGCCCUAUUAAGAUGUGCCUUAAUCGUCCCAUUGAAUGGAAUCUGAAUUUGACAGCAGCAUCUGUAGCGAGCUGUACAGUUCAUAACCAAAAUCUCAAAAGUGAAGACAAAUAGAUUGCCGUUCUUCUUGCACUAUCCUUAUUUUGUAUGUCAAUAUUCUUUCUGCUGAAUAAGCAUUUAUCAAUUGAUCUUGAAAUAUUUCUAGUCCUGUGAUGUCUUUAUAUUAAAUCAUUAGCAUUAAUCAUUUUGAUUAUAUUCUUUGUAUUUUUUUUACAUGUUUUACACCGGACCAUUGUGGAAUUUUGCAGUACAAAUGGAUUUUGAUGUUCUCUUUUUAGGGGUAUUUUGUGAAUUUUUUACACCCUAAGUUUAUAUACGUAAUUGUCCCCAGUUUGAUUUCUGUGCACAAAGUUUUAAUAUAUAAUGCAUUGUGAUUUAGAAGGCUAGUGUUGUAAAGCUUUGUGAUGACCUGACCCAUGAACGGUUGUAUAACAAACAGGUGGAUACCAACUACCUCGAAGCAAAUUGGUAAAAGGCAAAGGUAUCUCUUAGAAGUGUCUCUCUUUCAAAGUUAUAUAUGUAUACAAAAAUUGAUCAUAGUUUAUCAAGUAGCAUGUUUCCAUUCAUGAGAAUUUGAGCUGAUCAGUUCUCUGUAUUUUUAAACCUAUAAAGUCUGUGGGCUGUAAGAGCAAUGGCACUAUUGCAUGUUUACUCUUCAGCAAAUCUGUGCCUCUUGCAGACAAAAAGUUUGGUUUCUGUAAGUUAAGUUUUGAAUGCAAAAUGGUAAAUGGAUUUACAUCUACUGAUUUCAUUGUAUUUUAGCCAUUUGUUUUAAAGUGUAAACGAAUAGGGUCUUUUAAAAUCGGAUAAUAAUCCUUACCUUUAACUCUAAUAGUGCAAAAGCAUAGUUUCAGCAAUGGCUUAUGUGAUUGUGUCUAAAAUUUGAAUAGUAAGAAUACUCAAGUUUUGGUGGUUAAAUUUAUUUUUCCCAUACCAGAUAAAUGCCAAGUGCCAAAUUAAUUUUCCCAUGCUUUGGUAUGGUGGUCCAUGUAAGUAUGUAAGAACACAGCUCUUUCCCUUUGGAUAGCCUGGCUAGGGGGUAAAUAGGAUUUAGUUCAUUGUUUUUCUGAACACUUUUCCUUACAGCACAUUUUGUGUACCUUUUAAGUCCUUAUUUCUCUUUACCACCCCAUCCCCCAAAAUUAUUUUUAAAGCGACAGGGAUUUAACAAAAGAAGACUUACAUAAGGAAUUUGAAGCACAAUAAAAGACACAAAGCCAAGAGAAUGAAAAGUCAUCCAUUUUUCAUUGUUUUUAUAUCACAACCAUUUCUGCCUUUUCUUUUCACUUAAUAAGCAUUCUUUGUAACUUUCAGACUCCUUUUAUAUUUCUGAGUUUUAUAAAGCAUGUAUAUGUAUGUAAAAAGCAAUUUGGUUCUAAAAAGCACAACAAUCUUACUUUAGCUCCAUCUUAAAACAUCAUUUUAAAUAAAUGGUCUCUGGUAAAUAAGCUUAAAAAAGCACAAUUAUUAAAACAGAUCCAAUGUUAGGACACAUCUAUUCUCAACAAUAAAAAGAAAAGGUUAUUAUCACAGGGAUGAGAAAAAGUGUUUUAUUGAGUGUUGCAGAAAGAAAGAGGACUGAUUUCAUACAGUUUAUGUUUCCUAAGUCAGGGAAGUGCCAAUUUCAGAAGAUAAAUGAAAUUGACAGUGAAGAAAGAGUGCUCACAAAUUAAUUAGUAUAUAGAGGACUUCCUGUCACAUUCUUUUCCAACUAGUAUUUUUUUUAUUAUCCAUAAUAUUGUUAUGCCAAAAACACAGAAAACAACUCCAUGAUGAAUAUGCAUAUGUGAACAUCUCCCUAACCCAGGAAACACCAUCACAAACAUAAGCAAAUUAGGCCUUUCAUAUGCAAAUAUUUUAGGAAGAGAAAUUACCCAUGCAGGUAGCAUUAUCAAAAAUAUUUUUAGUGUGAGAAUCACAAAACAAAUGAUCAAAAUGGUAACUGCUGAACUUGGAUGCUGGGUACUUUGGUUCAUUCUAAUAGUCCUCCUCCCUUUCUAGCCAGUUUGUGGUGCUUUUGCCUCUGAGAUGUCACUUUUUAAAUGUGCUCUGAGGUGUUUUCAUCUGUGUUGGAUCUGCCCCAUCUAGGUCAGAAGCUUCCCAAAUGCAAGCUACUAGCUAGUUACACUUAAAAGCUGUCCAUAAUGUCGUGAUUUUAAACAGGAGAGUUCAUAAGCAUCGCGUGGGAAGCCUGUUUUAAAAAGCAAGUUCCUAGGCCCUCCUUAGAUUCCAAUUAAAUCUGUGUGACUGAUGCGGACGGUCUGUGGAGCACAUUGACAGACGCCAUCCUAACGCUUCAAUAGGCCAAAGUAAUGUGGAAUCGCACAGCAGAAAGUCCUACAAGAAAUCAGGCUUUUUCUGAUUUUGACACAAGGGUAACUUUAUUAAAGCAAGAACUGAACACAAUUUUAAAGGACUUUUAACAAAGACUCCACCUCCAUCAUCUC